Messenger RNA from Puccinia triticina, 3882 nucleotides. RefSeq lists its product as uncharacterized. The transcript has 3 exons. Gene Ontology annotation, biological process: phospholipid transport. Gene Ontology annotation, cellular component: endoplasmic reticulum; ERMES complex. The record is from RefSeq and is a predicted model, not a curated record. Gene Ontology annotation, molecular function: lipid binding. The coding region runs from base 1 to 3882 and encodes 1293 amino acids. NCBI's taxonomy places the organism in Eukaryota, Fungi, Basidiomycota, Pucciniomycetes, Pucciniales, Pucciniaceae.
AUGUUCUACCUUAUCCUCUCCGUCUACCUGCUCGGUGGUCUGACCUUCAUCCCAAUCAUCAUCAUCACCAUCGGAACUAGUCUCUACUACUUCUCACCGACGAAACAGACUGUCCAGAGCUCAUCAUCAUCCGAAUCAGCACCACUUAACCCUCAGGAGGACCAGGAUCAAAGCACGAAGUAUGAGCCCGACUCAGAACUACCCAGGUUAUACCGUGCAGGCUGGCUGACAGUCAGACAGACCUACGAGCCCUCUCAAAACUCAGAGAAUACCUACAUGGGACUACUCACGAAUAGCUACAGAAACUUCAUGGACCAGCGCUCCAAGGACGCAAAACGGAUCAAACCCAAGGACCGAUUCUACGGGGUACUUAAACAGAACGUCCUGUUCUUAUACCAGGAUGAGGAUCAGGUAGACUGCACGGCUGCCAUCCAAGUCUCACUCUAUAAUGUCGACCUCUAUCCGACUGGCUGUCCGGAUGGUGAAUUAUUCGUCAAAAAGAAAGCCAUCUGUCUCCAACCAAUCAUCCAACCUCAUCACGAUUCAGUGAGAUCCGAACAGCCAGAUCAUCAUCAUCAUCAACCGGGUAGACCGGCUGCCUGGUUCCUAUUCACAAAGAAUAACCUCGAAAAGGAAGAUUGGUAUCACAUCCUACUCGCCUCCUCAAAAUUAAACGGUCCAGAUUCAAAAUCUACCUUCCAAAAGGAUGCAUCCCUAUUCGACUCUCAAGAUAUGGCCAAGUUGCUCGAAGGAAUCGAUCAGCAACCCGAUCCGAUCCCGAUGCGAUGGAUGAACGCCAUGCUCGGUAGACUCUUCCUAUCCAGCUACCGUACUCACGCCUUGGAGAAUUGGAUCAUCGACCGGAUUAUGAAAAAACUCGCCAAAGUUCAAACGCCUACCUUUCUCUCGGCUAUCAACGUUCGUGAGGUCAACGUCGGCUCGACCACACCAUUCUUCAGUAAACCGAUGCUCAAGGAACUUACCAUCGAUGGAGAUGCGAGCAUGGAAGUAUUGGUCAGCUAUAAAGGCGAAUUUAGGAUCACCAUCGAAACAGUUGCUACCAUCAAUCUAGGCGCGCGCUUCAAACCUUAUGUCGUCAACUUGGUCCUCGCAGUCGUCCUCAAAGAGCUCAGCGGUACCUUACUCCUCAAGAUCAAGAGACCACCAACCAAUCGACUCUGGUUCGGCUUCACAGCCAUGCCUCACCUCGUAUUCGACCUCGAGCCGGUCGUCUCCACUCGUCAGAUCAAAUGGGCACUGGUCUUGAAGCCAAUCGAAUCUCGUAUCCGUGAAGUGGUCAUGGAGUCAAUUGUUUACCCGAAUCUAGACGAUCUGGUGUUCUUUGAUACUCAGCCAUAUACCCAUCACGGUGGGAUUUGGGGUGAUGCGGCUAGGAAAGAAAAAUCGGCGCACGAUGGCCAAGACGACCAAGGCGUCUCAGAUGGGUCUACCAGUACAGAAGAAGUCAAGACAAAAACUAAUGAAUCAUCCCCGACUCACAAAAAGUCACACUCAGAGCCUCAUCAGCAGCCUGCUCCACAGACCACAAAAGCCUCGUUAAACACCGCUCGGGAAGAGAACAACCUCUCACAGGAUACGAUGAGGCAGAGAACUGUCAAGAAAAACGUCACUGGAUCUGAAGAGUCGUCUGAAGCAGUGGUACCCACACCGACAGCUGAAGAGUCGAUUGAUAGCUCUCCGACCCUUUCGCUCAAUCCACCAGAAAAUAAGCGUAGUAGCUGGUUUUCAACUACGCGCCGUCAGGAUACUGUGUCGACCCAAUCCAGUCAGGCCUCAGCAUCUCGCAAUCAAACCAAAGCUCGUUCGGCGCAGCAACAGCCUUCCGAUCUGGAGGAUGGAGAUGCUGUAGCCAAACUCCAGAAAUUCCUUCGCUCGCACCCUGAAAGUAGCACUUCUUAUCCGCCAACGCCCAAUCUGGACGGCAAACCGACAGUGCCCCGUGUAUCCGAGCCUGCAAAUAUUGACGUCACAUCAGCUUCCAGUCCAAGCAAUCAUCUGGCGGACCUCGCCGAAGAACCUAUAACCCCAGCCCAACCUGUUCAGAGUUCCUCUCCACAACUAAUCGAUGAUCUAACCCAGCAAGACAACACAUCUAGUCCUCCAGUAGCUCACACUUUUUCUAAUCAAUCUUCAGAAGACAAUCCUUCACCCCUUCGACGUCUUCCUCCCCCUCCUCGUCAAACACUGCCCGCCACUUUCUUACCACCCCCGAUCCGAAAUACAUCUAAUCUGCGGUCGGCCAACUCGACUAUUACCCAUACGGCGACGAACCAAUCAACAUCUUCAAAUUCCAUUCUCAAUCAACUGCGCACACGAGCGACAGACAAGGAAGCCCUCGCGGCCAGCGUGACCCAGGCACGUGAUGUGGUGAUCAAGUGGGGUGCAGCCUGGGCUUCCAAGCGCAAAUCCCCUCAAGCCGGCCACAUCCACCCUUACAAUAACGGAUUCAACCCGAUCUCGAUUGACCAUGUCCAGAACUCCCACGAGGACAGGUCUUCUUCGAUAGAGGCUGACACAAACAACCACAGGCUGAGUUCUCUGACCGAGCCCGUUGAUAUGGACUUCUCCCCGAUCUCGCUCCGGCCGGCCGACGAGUCAAGUCUAGCCCAGAACUCAUCGAGUGACACACACCCAGCCGGCGACAACGAGGCCCAGAAAUCAAAGUCGUACCGUGCCCAUCGGGCCCGCCUGGGUGCGGGCAAGGCCAAAAGCGUCGAUCUCUCCUCCCCGCAAUCGAAUUCGCAGCUGUCUCGGUCCGGCUCCCCGGUCCUCGAUCAUUCCUCCACUUCUCAUCUUCGACCCAAACCCAGUACCUCCAAGCUUCUUGCCUCCCCCGCCCCAAGUGUCACCACCGAAGAAGUCCCCUCUUCGGUCGGCAAACGUAAUCGUAUCUUCUCUUCUAACGGUCAGUUCAUUCCCGCCGCGCCUCAAUCUACGACUGGAUUAAGCUUCCCUUCUGCCCAGCCCGAGGGUAUAUCUGAAAAAACUGAGUCUAAACUCUUAGUUCCUGUACUAGACGAUCGAUCGUCGAUGACUUCGAGUCCGAUAAACAUAGAGUCAAUUUCUCCGAACCCUCCGCCUCCAACAACCACGAUCACCACGACGGUGACCAAAGCAGCGCCUGGGAUUCUGUCCGAACGGGCGAGUUAUAAGCCAGCGCCGAUGAUGAUGAUCCCAGGGAUAAAGGAUUCGAGUCACCGGUUCGGAAUCGGCUCGGACUCGCUCACCACCCAGCUGCAGCUUAGCCCGAACUCCGAACCGGCUAUUCCCAGACCGGUCGUCCUGAACGGCUCCUCCUCCUUGGGAGUCGUUCUUGCAGACAAUCGGGACGUCGUGGCUUCUGAUCCAGCCAUAGCACAAGACCGGACUGAGCUCAAUAGGACCGGGCUUGUCGGCGAUGAGGCGGGUGGUCUUGGACAAAAGGUACUAUCGCAACUCGAUCUGAAAGCCUCAUUUGCGCAGGCUGGGGAACAGAGAGAGUUGGCUGUGGGAGCCGCCCCUAAAGACGAUUGUCAGGACAACAAGACCACCGCCGACCUGGUCGACCAGCCCUGUCCUCCACUAUCUUCCUUAGCCGACCUCCCAGACCGUCCUGUACCCCCUCGAGUCGAUCUUUCCAUCAACCGUUCCCCGCCUCACGCCCCUCUUCCUCCAUCCCCAUCCGCCGCUCACACCGACAACAUCAUCGUCUCCAAGACCAACCUUGACGAAGAGACAAAUAACAACAAUAAUGAUGAUGACCAUAAUAAUGACACCGAUGGACACGUCGACGCUCACAAAAACACUGCUCCGGAUAAUGUCGCCCGAUCGGAUGAUGUCGCAGAUUCACUUUCGCCUGUCGAUGCCGCUUGGGGUAUAUAA